AGACGCAGUUGUGAUUCGAACGCGAAAGGAACCAACCGAGAUUACCGAGUGUCCUGCAAACAGGACUAACUUCUGCCGAAACAUGUUGCGCCUCCUGCUGCUGCCCCUCUUCCUCUUCACGCUCUCCAUGUGCAUGGGCCAGACCUUCCAGUACUCCCGCGGAUGGACCAACGGCAAGAGGUCCUUUAACGCCGCAUCUCCCCUCCUGGCCAACGGCCAUCUCCAUCGGGCCAGCGAGCUGGGACUCACGGAUCUCUACGAUUUGCAGGAUUGGAGCAGCGAUCGUAGGCUCGAGCGCUGUCUAUCGCAGCUCCAACGUUCACUGAUUGCCAGAAACUGUGUCCCCGGUUCGGACUUCAAUGCCAACCGAGUAGAUCCGGAUCCCGAAAACAGCGCCCAUCCCAGACUGAGCAACUCUAAUGGCGAGAAUGUUUUGUACUCAAGUGCCAAUAUCCCCAACAGACAUCGCCAGUCCAACGAACUCCUAGAAGAGCUGAGUGCCGCUGGAGGAGCAUCCGCCGAACCCAAUGUGUUUGGAAAACAUUAGCCACUAUCCGUUCAAUGUGAAAUCUAUUGUAAACUAGCAAAAAAUGCUACAAAAAUGUAAAAAAAAUUGUUGUAAACGGUUAAUAAAACACAGGAUUUUUAUGAAUU
Drosophila melanogaster (fruit fly) is the source of this 654-nucleotide messenger RNA. RefSeq names its product corazonin (gene Crz). The transcript has 2 exons. Gene Ontology annotation, molecular function: corazonin receptor binding. NCBI's taxonomy places the organism in Eukaryota, Metazoa, Arthropoda, Insecta, Diptera, Drosophilidae. Gene Ontology annotation, cellular component: extracellular region. The record is from RefSeq and is marked reviewed. Bases 83 to 547 code for a protein of 154 amino acids. Gene Ontology annotation, biological process: positive regulation of heart contraction.